Messenger RNA from Sciurus carolinensis (gray squirrel), 2446 nucleotides. It is a transcript of the gene Rspry1, whose product is annotated as ring finger and SPRY domain containing 1. The record is from RefSeq and is a predicted model, not a curated record. The coding region runs from base 596 to 2326 and encodes 576 amino acids. Lineage: Eukaryota; Metazoa; Chordata; Mammalia; Rodentia; Sciuridae. Gene Ontology annotation, molecular function: ubiquitin-protein transferase activity; protein binding. The transcript has 16 exons. Gene Ontology annotation, cellular component: cytoplasm.
GGCUGGGCACGUCUGUGAGGGAGGGAAACAGCCGCUCGAGUCUGGGGCGGAGAGACGGGACUGGGGCUCCGGCAGGCUCCUGAAAGGGACCUGGUAGGGGGUGGUGUUGGGCAGAGCCCGGGAAGCAGCUUGGAGGUUCUCCACCAAGGCCCGCGCUGAAGGCGCCUGAAGAGGUUCCUGGAAGAGGGUGUUCCCCCUUUGUGGGGUGCGGGGGUCUUGACUGAAGGAGGUUUUGGGGAGUCAUCUUUCGGAGGACGCUGCGGCUUACCGGGCCCAGUCAGUAGGUCCUACUUACUGUGCCAGAUGCUAUUGUAAAUACUACAACAGUAAUUUCCAGUCCUGGCUGCCAUCAGAAUCACCCGGGGAGCUUUUUAAAAGACACAGGCUUGGGCCACAUCCUAGAAAUUUGGGAUUCUGGCUAUUUGGAGUUGUAUUGUGAGAACUGCCAGCAGAUGACCAAGAUUCCCUGUAACUGAUAAUGUUGGAAAUCAGCUCUGCAAUGUGCUUCGGCAUUCACUUGUCAAAAACAAAUAAGAUGCAAAUUCUUCAAUCCCAGAUUAUGAAAACAGUACUUGGAAAACUGAAAACUACCUAAAUGAUUGUCUUUGGUUGGGCCGUGUUCUUAGCGAGCAGAAGCCUUGGCCAGGGUCUGCUGUUGACUCUUGAGGAGCACAUAGCCCAGCUGCUGUGGACUAGAAGUGCCACUAUUACCAUGGGUAAUUCCUGUAUCUGCCGAGAUGACAGUGGAGGAGAAGACAGUGUUGACACUCACCAGCAACAAGCCGAGAACAGUGCAGUCCCCACUGCGGACACAAGGAGCCAAACCCGGGACCCUGUUCGGCCUCCGAGGAGGGGCCGAGGACCACAUGAGCCAAGGAGAAAAAAACAAAAUGUAGAUGGGCUAGUGCUGGACACACUAGCAGUAAUAAGGACCCUUGUAGAUAAUGAUCAGGAACCUCCUUAUUCAAUGAUUACAUUACACGAAAUGGCAGAAACAGAUGAAGGAUGGUUGGACGUUGUCCAGUCUUUAAUUAGAGUUAUUCCGUUGGAAGAUCCAUUGGGACCAGCUGUCAUAACAUUGUUACUAGAUGAAUGUCCAUUACCCACUAAAGAUGCACUCCAGAAACUGACUGAAAUUCUCAAUUUAAAUGGAGAAGUAGCUUGCCAGGAUUCAGGCCAUCCUGCCAAACACAGGAAUACAUCUGCGGUCCUAGGCUGCUUGGCAGAGAAGCUAGCAGGUCCUGCAAGCAUUGGUUUACUUAGUCCAGGAAUACUGGAAUAUUUGCUACAGUGUCUGAAGUUGCAGUCCCACCCUACAGUCAUGCUAUUUGCACUCAUCGCACUGGAAAAGUUUGCACAGACAAGUGAAAAUAAAUUGACUAUCUCUGAAUCCAGUAUUAGUGACCGGCUUAUCACAUUGGAGUCCUGGGCUGAUGAUCCUGAUUAUCUGAAACGUCAAGUUGGUUUCUGUGCCCAGUGGAGCUUAGACAAUCUCUUUUUAAAAGAAGGUAGACAGCUGACCUAUGAGAAAGUGGACUUGAGUAGCAUUAGGGCCAUGCUGAAUAGCAAUGACGUCAGUGAGUACCUGAAGAUCUCACCUCAUGGCUUGGAGGCUCGCUGUGAUGCCUCCUCUUUUGAAAGUGUGCGUUGCACCUUUUGUGUGGAUGCUGGAGUGUGGUACUAUGAAGUAACAGUGGUCACUUCUGGUGUCAUGCAGAUUGGCUGGGCCACUCGAGACAGCAAAUUUCUCAAUCAUGAAGGCUAUGGCAUUGGGGAUGAUGAAUACUCCUGUGCAUACGAUGGCUGUAGGCAGCUGAUUUGGUAUAACGCCAGAAGCAAGCCGCAUGUCCACCCAUGCUGGAAAGAAGGAGACACAGUGGGAUUUCUGUUAGACUUGAAUGAAAAGCAAAUGAUCUUCUUUUUAAAUGGCAACCAGCUGCCUCCUGAGAAGCAAGUCUUUUCAUCUACUGUAUCUGGAUUUUUUGCUGCAGCUAGUUUCAUGUCAUAUCAGCAAUGUGAGUUCAAUUUUGGAGCAAAACCUUUCAAAUACCCACCAUCUAUGAAAUUUAGCACUUUUAAUGACUACGCCUUCCUAACAGCUGAAGAGAAAAUCAUUCUGCCAAGGCACAGGCGUCUUGCUCUAUUGAAGCAAGUCAGUAUCCGAGAAAACUGCUGCUCCCUUUGCUGUGAUGAGGUAGCAGAUACGCAACUGAAGCCAUGUGGACACAGCGACCUGUGCAUGGAUUGUGCCUUGCAACUGGAGACCUGCCCAUUGUGUCGUAAAGAAAUAGUGUCUAGAGUCAGACAGAUUUCUCAUAUUUCAUGACAUAUGUGAAGAGACAUCACGGACUUAUUUCUACUCAAUUCCAGCCAAUAUUGAAAAGAAAAACAAAGAAAAAAAAAAAAAAAACAUCUCUAAUCAGUUGUACGCACAUUGAAACUUAUA